GGAGGCGCCACAUCCGGCGGCUGACUCUUCGCGUGUAAAGCCGAGGCCGCUGCAGUCGGCGUCCAGCAGUAGCCCUGGGCUCUUCUCGGCUGCGGGAGCCGCUGCUCCAAUGCCCCACAGCGGCCAUGAGCAUCCCACACUGGUGGGACCAGCUGCGGGCCGGCAGCUCGGAGGUGGAUUGGUGCGAGGACAACUACACCAUCGUGCCUGCCAUCGCCGAGUUCUACAACACGAUCAGCAACGUCUUAUUUUUCGUUUUACCGCCCAUCUGCAUGUGUUUAUUUCGCCAGUACGCAACAUGCUUCAACAGUGGGAUCUACCUAAUAUGGACGCUCUUAGUUGUAGUGGGAAUUGGAUCCGUCUACUUCCAUGCAACCCUAAGUUUCUUGGGUCAGAUGCUCGAUGAACUUGCAAUCCUUUGGGUUCUGAUGUGUGCUCUGGCCAUGUGGUUCCCCAGAAGGUAUCUACCAAAGGUCUUUCGGAACGACAGGGGCAGGUUCAAGGCGGUGGUCUGCGUCCUUUCUGCCGUCACGACAUGCCUGGCGUUUGUCAAGCCCGCCAUCAACAACAUCUCUCUGAUGACCCUCGGGGUUCCUUGCACUGUGCUGCUCAUUGCAGAGCUAAGAAGGUGGGUGCCUUUGUUUUUCCCGCCUGCCCCUUAG
Messenger RNA from Leptonychotes weddellii (Weddell seal), 662 nucleotides. Lineage: Eukaryota; Metazoa; Chordata; Mammalia; Carnivora; Phocidae. The record is from RefSeq and is a predicted model, not a curated record.